CUUGUGCUGCCGCCGCCCUGGGGCAAAUCCAAUUGGCAACGUUUUGUCGUACGCGGAGGUGUUAUUUUGGCAGUGCCAAGACGGCUUGCACCACCUCCGUUGCAUUUCCAACGCCCUUCUGUCUCUGGAUGCGGUCUAGGGGCUUCGUGCCAUGCGGCGCCAUUCGCUGACUACGCAGCUUCGUCGCUUGGUGCCUGACUGGCUGUUGAGGGCCGCUGCAGUAUGCGAUGCGGCAUGUACAUGUUGCGGCCCCGUAAUUUUGGGAGCCUCAAGGAGGACUCCUGCAUCACAUGUAGGUUGCGGGCGGGUCUUCCGCUUGCCUCUGCACCUCCCAAGGAGCGUCCAUGGCCGCGUCCAGCAGCCUGUCGACGCCGCGGGGGGUGCGGUCGGGCACAGUGAGCUCGCCCUGCCCGAUGACCCCCUGUACGCCCUGCACGCCCACACAGCCAGUGUGGCAGAUGAAGUGCGACGCGGCGCACGCGAGGUGCCCCUUCCCGUGCAGCUACGCGCUGCACCAGAGCAGCAAAGGCGAGGACCGGCUCGUGCUGGACUGCCGCGGGCAGAGCGCCCUCUGGGCGGUCUUCGACGGCCACAUCACGCAGAGCGUGGCCGGGCUGUCGCAGCGCGAGUUCCCGGAGCUCGUAUGGUCGAGCGCGUGUUGGCCCGAGAACCCCAGGGAGGCGCUCCGCGACGCGCUCCUCAGGUGCAACGAACGCGCUCGGCAGGACCCGAGAAGCUCCUGGGCGGCAGCACCGCCGUCGCCGUUGUCGCCUCGGGCGCGACGAUUUGCUGCGCCUCCCUUGGCGACUCGCGCGCCGUCGCGGGGAUGCGUGGCGGCGCCUGGAAGCGGCUUAGCGUGGAUCACGUGACCACGUCGCCGGAGGAGGCCAAGCGUGUCCAGGCUCUGGGCGGCUGCUUGGAGUGGGGGCGCCUCGGCAACCUGCCGAUGACGCGGGGGCUCGGCAACUUCAACCUGGAGGCUGAUGGCUUCACCUGCGACCCAGACGUGAUAGAGGUGCCACGUCGCGAGGUGGAGUUUGUUGUGCUUGCCUCUGACGGCUUGUGGGAUGUGCUGUCGGAGAAGCACUGCUGCCAGAUGGUGCACGACAGGGGCCCGGCCGGCGUGCACGGGGACAUGGCGAAGGAGCUGGCCGAGCACGCGCGCCUGAUGGGCAGCACCGACGACAUCGCGGUCGUGGUGGCGUACUUCCCUCCCGAAGGCGUUGUUACCAGUUCGAUUGGGGGAUCGUGACGUGAUCGCGGGCUCCAGUUCAAAAAGUCCUGUGCUAGCAUGUGUUCUGCCACGCCGACUGUACAGCGGGUGGCAGAGUUUCUUCAGGACCGUUCUGGUGUUCUCUUCCGUAGUGAGGGCUGGUUUCGGACGUAGUUUUAAGUCGCCAGUCGGCGUGGUGCGUCUUUCUCUCUCUCUCUCCUUCUAUCUCGGUCUCCUGCAUGGCUGUCCUUCACGUCUUGAACUGGUGCCUGCCUGGACGCCUGGCACGCCCCGUGCGAAUUUUAUGGUGAUCUGGUCCCACGUUCGCACGUGAAUUCAGGAGAGUGUACAGCCACUCGCAAAUUCAGAGGGACGGGCUCACUAGCUCGUGACGCGAGGCGCCGUCACGGCCAAGUCCCUGCGAA
This is a messenger RNA of Prorocentrum cordatum, 1638 nucleotides long. Lineage: Eukaryota; Dinophyceae; Prorocentrales; Prorocentraceae. The record is from the annotation of a GenBank genome assembly.